Messenger RNA from Sitophilus oryzae (rice weevil), 2184 nucleotides. RefSeq names its product switch-associated protein 70-like. Bases 271 to 1875 code for a protein of 534 amino acids. The transcript has 10 exons. The record is from RefSeq and is a predicted model, not a curated record. Lineage: Eukaryota; Metazoa; Arthropoda; Insecta; Coleoptera; Curculionidae. Gene Ontology annotation, cellular component: nucleus; cytoplasm.
CAGCUUUGCCGCAUUUUAUUUAAUGCUUUUUAUCACUUAACUUAGUUCUGUCGAUGCUGGUACUAACACCAGUUCACCAUAAUUGUACCCGUUUUCGUUGUUACAACUUUUUUAACAUCUUCCAAACAAGACGCGCGCGUUUUUUUGUGUGAAAAAUUACUAAAAACCAAAAACAUUGCGAUUGUUGUGUAUUUUUUUUUUGGAUAUUACGUGAAUAAAAGAAAUUAUAGAAGAUAUCUAAAGAAUUUUAAGUGAUAUUUAAUUGAUAUAAUGUCGGUUUUACUGAACAAUGUGACUAAUUGCAUUUGUUUGGCCUUUGAGUCGUUGCAGCAGGAUCAGCUUGGAUUUGUCAACAAGUCGAAACUUAAGGUCUUGACAGCCAAUAUUGGAACAUUUCUUGACCUCUAUGGCGUCGAAAAAGGUUUGGAGCACUUCAAAAGCACACCUCAGCUCAACUUCGACCAGUACAAGUACUACUUACAAAAUGAAGUGUUUUCUUCAUUGCCCGACAAAUUACCCAUGCCUGAGUUGAGAGAAUACGAAAAUAAGAUUGCAGAGGUUUGCUGGCUAGUUUGUAAGAAAAAAUACCUCCAAAGGGAAACCAAGUUGUUUAGUGAAGAAGCGAUAUUUCAAAUAUUUCGGAUAUUCUGCGUUUUAGCUGAAAUGUCUUCGGAUAGUAUGGAGCAUAGUUACCAAGUGUUUCUUCAUCCAUCAGAGGUUAGUAUUAUAGCUCAAGCUUUAGCUAGCUCAGUUGGUUGUAUAUUUGACGAGGAAGAUUUUAACAAUUUGAGUAUCUCUAUGGGGAAUUUUCGAUUAGCUCCUUUUAUAGCAGUGCUAGAAUCUAGAUGUAUACCUACUGUGAAGGAAGAUAUAGCUAUUAAGGAAGCAAUCACGGACAUAUAUCAGAGAAUUGUUGAGGACGUCAUCAAAAAAGGCUAUCUAUCGAAGAAGGGGUACAUUUUUCCCACAAUGAAGGAAUACUGGUUCGUACUGCGACCUUCUGAACUGACAUACUACAAAACUAGAUCAGAAAAAGAUAAAUGCGACACGUUAGUGAUACAGAAAGGAAGCAGAAUUGAACCGUUAUCGACAGGAUACAAAUUUAUCUUGCAUACUCCAGCAGAAAAGCAUUUUGAAUUAGGUGCGCCAGAUCACAUGACUCGGUUGCAAUGGAUUUCAUCCCUACAACUGGCCAUAGAUCACUCAGAUCAAGUUCAAAGCUAUCAAAGACUUCAAGCGUCUAAAAGACGUCUUCAAAGACAGGGAAGGAUUCAAGAAAUGAUGAGAGCAAGGGCUCAGUUGCAAGAAGAAAGAAAUGCCAGACAGUUAGCUGAAGGGCAAGCCAAGGAAUUGGAAGCUGUUGUUCGGGAAGACUCCAAGAAAUUGUCUGAAUUGUUGGAUGUUAAAAUUAAACUGGAAAAAUUGUUGGAAGAAGAGACACAAGCCAAAAGGGAUGAAGAGAUUGUGAGAGCUUUGCAAGCGAGAGUUUUGGCAGAAGAAUGGGAAAAGCGUGAAGAAUUGGAACGGUUGCAGGAAGAACAACAUAAGAUACUCGAAGAAGAGAGAAAAAGACGCAAACAGUAUGAAGAACGACAAAAAGAAAACGAAAAAGAACUGCAAAGUGCUGCGAGUAAAUUGGCAGAAUUGGAAACCGAAAAGGAGUCUUUAGAUGUGGAGCUCAGAAACGCUAGAGAAAAAAUCGUGUUAUCAGAAGGAAAAAAAGAGCUCUUGGAAACACAACUUAAUCAGUAUGCUUCCAUAUCUAGAAGUGGUGAUGGGGUGAGAAGAGCACAUUCGUUUAUGCCCAGCACGAAAGAAAAACCAAUUUUUCUAGAAGUUCGACCUUCAACAUUAAAAAGACCAAUAAAAAAAUAACAGUGCCUGAUAUUUACUUAAUUAUUACAACAUUUUUUAUAGAAACUCCCAUUAUAAAACAAACUAAGGUUUAGAACUUUGUACAGGACAUAUACUGGAUAUGUGUAAAUCAGCCUACUAAAAGAGUUAUUGUUAACUUUAAUUAUACAAAGUUCUAAGCCUUGAUGGUCUUCCCAUGGAUCACCCAAUAUAAUCUGAAAUAUAAAUGGAUUAUCUCUCUGUUUCUCCAUACUUUGUAACUCUUUAAUUCGAUUUGUGAUGACAUACUUUAUUUAAUAUUUAUAUUUUUAAUAAAAGAAAAUUUAAAAA